Zonotrichia leucophrys gambelii is the source of this 387-nucleotide messenger RNA. RefSeq names its product E3 ubiquitin-protein ligase RING2-A-like. Gene Ontology annotation, biological process: negative regulation of DNA-templated transcription. Gene Ontology annotation, cellular component: PcG protein complex; ubiquitin ligase complex. The record is from RefSeq and is a predicted model, not a curated record. Lineage: Eukaryota; Metazoa; Chordata; Aves; Passeriformes; Passerellidae. The transcript has 3 exons. Gene Ontology annotation, molecular function: ubiquitin protein ligase activity; chromatin binding. The annotation marks the transcript as partial.
GGCGGCGGCGUCGCGCGGCUCGGGCGCUAUUUUGGGGGAAAUUUGGGGAAUUUUGGGGAAAUUUGUGGAAUUUUGGGGAAUUUUGGGGGUCCCGGAGCCCCCCGGGCGGGGCCAUGGCCGCCCCCGCCAGCGCGCAGAGCGCCAGCAAGACCUGGGAGCUGAGCCUGUACGAGCUGCACCGCACGCCGCAGGAGGCCAUCAUGGACGGCACGGAGAUCGCGGUGUCGCCCCGGUCCCUGCACUCGGAGCUGAUGUGCCCCAUCUGCCUGGACAUGCUCAAGAACACCAUGACCACCAAGGAGUGCCUGCACCGCUUCUGCUCCGACUGUAUCGUCACUGCAUUGAGGAGCGGGAACAAGGAGUGCCCCACGUGCAGGAAGAAGCCGG